CGCAUUUAUUAUCUUUCCUUGGAGUUUUACAUGGGACGGACACUGCAAAACACCAUGGUGAACCUGGGCUUGCAAAACGCCUGCGACGAAGCCAUUUACCAGCUGGGCUUGGAUAUGGAGGAGCUGCAGGAGAUUGAAGAGGACGCCGGCUUGGGCAACGGAGGAUUGGGGCGGCUGGCAGCUUGCUUCCUGGACUCCAUGGCGACUCUCGGCUUGGCUGCUUACGGCUAUGGGAUCCGCUACGAAUUCGGCAUUUUCAACCAGAAGAUCUUGGGAGGCUGGCAGGUGGAGGAGGCCGACGACUGGCUGCGUUACGGGAAUCCCUGGGAGAAGGCCCGCCCGGAGUAUAUGAUCCCUGUCCACUUCUACGGACGCGUGCAACACGGAGAUGGAGAAACGAAGUGGGUUGACACACAGGUGGUGGGCAUGGGUUGGUGGUCAUGUGA
Molecule: messenger RNA, 446 nt
Organism: Notechis scutatus (mainland tiger snake)
Lineage: Eukaryota; Metazoa; Chordata; Lepidosauria; Squamata; Elapidae
Source: RefSeq, a predicted model, not a curated record